AUAAAACAAGCAAUAUCUUUUUGGAGGAAUUUGGAUGCGGUUGUGGGAACAGCCGGAUUUGUUGUUUAUUAAAAAAAUUAAUUUUCUUCAGUGGUAAUUAUUUCCAGAUAAAUUGGAUUAAUUUUUUAAGGAAAAUCCUAUGACGCGGAUUCCAAUUCCUAAAACCUAUCAAUAGACUUUCCCAUUCCAUUACGACCUACAUCAUUCUGUGGACUAGUAGUUGCUUUUCAUACAAGUUAGGGUUUCGACUUCGGGAUCGGAAAAGAUGGCUGCUGUAGUUAUGCGUCCUACUAAGGCAGAGCAAUUGGACUUCCUUCACCUGAGGCAGCAACUGAAAGAUCGCAUUCGCAUGAAGAAAUCAGGAGGCUCUGCUGCUGCUCACUUCUGCUCGGUUAGUAGUACUGCCGAUGAUAACAAGAAGAAAUUGCCUUUCGACAACUUCGGAUCCUUCUUCGGCCCAUCGGAACGUGUUAUGAUGAAGAGAGUGCGCGAGGAGAAGAAGGAUUUCAUGCCGGAGUUGAAGAAGUUGGCUUCUAGGGUUUUGAAUUCCGGCGACAAGUCUAAAGCCAGCGUAAAGAGUCCUGCCCCCUUGAGCACAGGCAUUGAAGUGUAAAAUGAUCAAGGAGUCCCGAGUUACUCCUUUCUGCAAUCGGACGGUGCAGAAAUUCCAAAGCCUUCAAAAGGAGGAGAGCCUGAAGAAGUUGGCAAAACCAAACCCUCCUCGGCAAAGUCUGAAUCUUCUUAAACAAUGCAAGGCUUGGAGCAAACAAAGCAAUGUAGCGCAAAACCAAAGCCGGAACAGAAAGAAUCUGUCUCAAAACAUCCGAUCAAAUAUCGCGUGGAGGAGAGUUCAGAGGAUGUGAUUGGCCAACCCAAACCCUCCUCGGCUAAGUCAGAAUCUUGUGCAAUAAGGCAAGGCUUGAAGCAAACAAAGCAAUCUGUUGAGCCGAAAAGCACAGCAAAGCCGAAGAAAUCCAUCUCAAAGAUGAUAGGAUCAGUGAAUUACCUCAGUGAAUUACUUGUUUACUCAUAAGCAUUUUAUUACUGUUAUGUUAAAUUGUCUAGGGUGAAAGUUUGUUAGGAGGAUGUCCAGCCGGCACCUUAGUGGGAGGUCAGGCCUUUAAAUGGAGCAAUAGCUCUCUCUCUCAUGUAAUGGUUAUGAA
Molecule: messenger RNA, 1163 nt
Organism: Malus domestica (apple)
Lineage: Eukaryota; Viridiplantae; Streptophyta; Magnoliopsida; Rosales; Rosaceae
Biological process (GO): nucleosome assembly; transcription by RNA polymerase I
Cellular component (GO): nucleolus
Molecular function (GO): DNA binding; histone binding
Source: RefSeq, a predicted model, not a curated record